GAGUCCAAAGCAAAACAGCUGUAAAUUGGGGACUAAUUUUAUGGAUACAAAUGUGUAUCUGGGAGUGCAAAAUCGCUGUCAGAUCUUUGUUUUGUUCUCCGUCAUCCUGCCUGUGUACAAUGCCGAGCCCUGGUUGGAUGAGUGUUUGAAGUCUGUUUUGCAACAGGAUUUUGAAGGGACCAUGGAACUCUCGGUCUUUAAUGAUGCCAGUCAGGACAGGUCUAUGGCCAUCAUUGAGAAGUGGAAGGAGAAGCUGGAAGAUGCUGGGAUCCGGGUGGUUGUUGGAGGACACAGUUCCCCUUCUCCCCGGGGAGUUGGAUAUUCUAAAAAUCAAGCCAUUGCACAGAGCUCAGGAUCUUACCUUUGCUUUCUGGACUCAGAUGACAUGAUGAGGCCACAGAGGGUGAGGCUGCAGCAUGAGGCCGCCACCCAGCACCCUACCAGUAUCAUAGGGUGCCAAGUGAGGAGAGAUCCCCCAAACUCCACUGAGCGAUACACACGUUGGGUCAACCAGCUAACACCUGACCAGCUCCUGACACAGGUCUUCACCUCCCAUGGCCCCACAGUGAUCAUGCCCACAUGGUUCUGCUCCCGUGCAUGGUUCUCCCAUGUGGGCCCAUUUGUGGAGGGCGGACAGGGGGAGCCCGAGGACCUGCUGUUCUUCUACCAGCACCUCAGGAAGGGUGGCGGGGUCGUACGUGUGGACCAGGACCUUCUUCUCUAUCGCUACCACCCACAGGCAGCCACUCACUCCAUCCUCGAGACAACCAUCUGGACCCACCGCGUGCACUUCCUGGAGGAGCAGGCCCUGCCCCGCUGGUCGACCUUCACCAUCUGGAAUGCGGGCAAGCAGGGGCGCAGGCUGUACCGCAGCCUCACAGCUGCCAACCGGCACAAGGUGGUUGCCUUCUGCGAUGUGGAUGAGAACAAGAUCAGGAAGGGCUUUUACUGCUACGAGGACUCUCAGGAAAGGCCCCGGCCGCGAGUCCCGAUCCUGCACUUCCGAGCUGCCCGGCCCCCCUUCGUCAUCUGUGUGAAGCUGGACCUCACAGGGGGCGAGUUUGAGGAGAACCUGCGGUCACUGCAGCUGCGUGAGGGCCAGCACUUUGUGCACUUCAGCUGAGGUUGGCUGCUCCAGACUUCACAGACAGAGCUCUUCCAUCUGCUGGUCCACCCCUCCAGUGGCCACCACAGCCACUGCUGAGCUGAUCUGAAGCUGGGAGCCAGGGGCUUCUUCCAGAUCUCACACUCGGGUGCAGGGUCCUAAGCACCUGGGCCAUCCUCCUCUGCCUUCCCAAGCCAUCAGCAGGGAGUUGGAUCAGAAGUGGAGCAGCCAGGACUCGAAG
Ochotona princeps (American pika) is the source of this 1346-nucleotide messenger RNA. RefSeq names its product UDP-GlcNAc:betaGal beta-1,3-N-acetylglucosaminyltransferase like 1 (gene B3GNTL1). The transcript has 13 exons. The coding region runs from base 41 to 1123 and encodes 360 amino acids. Lineage: Eukaryota; Metazoa; Chordata; Mammalia; Lagomorpha; Ochotonidae. The record is from RefSeq and is a predicted model, not a curated record.